UUCCGGGUUACGUCACGGUCUUUUUAAAACCGCUUCUGGUUUGUUUGUGCGCGAAAUGUUGUUGUCCUGACAAGCUACUUACGGUCAAGCCGCUUGGCGUUUGGCGCCGAUCAACAUGGAGUCUCUGCAAAGACAUCGCUCGCUUUAUAAAGGAACGACUCCACCGUGGAAAGAAACAUAUCGCAAGCGCUGUGUGGAGAGGCUAAAGAGCCGCCGCUCGAGGUUGCUUGACCGAUAUCGCAACUUGGGGGAGGGCCUCAAGUGCGGCGGCCCGGCGACCUCCCUCAUCGUCCAGGAGGUCAUGGCGGAGGAAUGGACGGCUCUGCGGUCCGAGGAUGGCAGAUUGCCGUCCCUGUGGGGCCCGGGCGGCAUUGCGGAGAUGCACGACGUUGUGAAGGAUCAUGACGAACUGGCGGUUUUGGCGGAAAUCCAGCAGGAGCUCCUGUCUCGUGAAAUGUCUAUUAUCGAAGAGUACGAGAGAAACCAAGAAUUUGAGCAGCAGUAUAUCUCGUCCGUUGUGGAUGGCUUGGAAGAGGCUCUCGUUAUUUGCCCCACGUGCCGCACGAGCUACUUGAACAUCAGCAGCCAUUUCAUCUCUUGUCCAUGUGGACUGUACAUAAAUACGAAGAUGAAGAACAUCACCGCAGAUGUCCUGCGGAAUCUUUUGGAAUCCAGAGUGACGGAGCACAUGGAAGACUGCCCCUACAACGCCGUCUUUUCAUUAGCAUCCGAUGCAACCUCCUCUCGCAACCUCUUGAUAAGUUGCAAGGCUUGUGACUACCUCGCCAUCGUCCUAUGACUUGGAACACACUCAAUGAAAGAUUGGAUUUAAUGCUCAUGUAAAUCUGUUUAAAUAAAGGUUAUUUUUCUAAUACUUAAUUCAGAACUAUUUCGUAUUAAAAGUGGGUUCACAAAAUGCCUUGAACCACUUGAUGUGAAGUUUAAAUUGGGUUAGAAGUGUAUUUGUUAUGUUUUUUUUUUAAUCUAAUAAACGCAGUACAAUUAUGUAAUAGUUUGAAGUACCGGUAUAUUGUAUUGAUUAUAAAAAUGUGUAACUUUUUUUUUAAUUCACUCAAUAUCAUUGCACAACAAAACAAUGUCCAAUAAACGUUGUGUCAUUGUUGAA
Messenger RNA from Hippocampus zosterae (dwarf seahorse), 1126 nucleotides. RefSeq names its product RPA interacting protein (gene rpain). The record is from RefSeq and is a predicted model, not a curated record. The coding region runs from base 116 to 799 and encodes 227 amino acids. Gene Ontology annotation, biological process: protein import into nucleus. The transcript is spliced from 7 exons. NCBI's taxonomy places the organism in Eukaryota, Metazoa, Chordata, Actinopteri, Syngnathiformes, Syngnathidae. Gene Ontology annotation, cellular component: PML body; nucleus.